Messenger RNA from Brassica napus (rape), 618 nucleotides. RefSeq names its product guanine nucleotide-binding protein subunit gamma 1. Gene Ontology annotation, biological process: G protein-coupled receptor signaling pathway. The coding region runs from base 145 to 414 and encodes 89 amino acids. The record is from RefSeq and is a predicted model, not a curated record. The transcript has 4 exons. NCBI's taxonomy places the organism in Eukaryota, Viridiplantae, Streptophyta, Magnoliopsida, Brassicales, Brassicaceae.
GGGCCUUCAGAGAUUAAAAGCCCAUUAGCGAAAAUUCAAACUUGUAGGGUGGUGUGUCUCUCUCUCUCUCUGACGCUGAGAGUCUUGUCAGAUCUGAGGAUAUGCGAAUCGUGUAAUCAAAAGGAUCGUAGUAGCCUCGCUGAGAUGGAAUUGGAAGAUGGUGAUUCACGAGGGAAGCACAGGAUCCUUGCUGAGCUUGGUCGCGUCGAACAAGAAGUCAUAUUCUUGGAGAAAGAGUUGGAAGAGCUUGGGCAGACUGAUAUUGUAUCAGCCGUGUGUGAGGAGCUGCUCUGUCUCAUCGAGAAAGCACCGGACCCUCUCUUGCCACUGACCAAUGGGCCUUUGAACUUGGGAUGGGACCGGUGGUUUGAAGGACCAGAUGGGGGAGAUGGCUGCAGAUGCUUUAUACUUUGAUCCAUGGGGUUACAUAAAUAUAGGCCGGGCCAGUUUUGGUGUUAAGACUAGUUUACAUGGGACCCAAAAUUUUAACAUGUGUGAUCGUACAGAGCUUUGGAUUGUGUAGAAUGGUUAAGUUGCAAGUAUGUAAGCUAAGCAGUGGAAUGUUGUAUGUAUGAGAUUCGAAUCUGGCAUCCGAGCAAUCAGAGUUUGAGCUUCUCA